AUGGCAGCUCAGGCAAACGAGCAAUCGGCCCAGUCGCCUCCGGCUCACAGAGAAAGUGUCCAAAGCGACCAAGAGUCGAUCAAGCGUUCUCAAAAUAAUGAAAAUAGCCCACAGCACAGCUCAACGGAGAACGGCUAUGAUAAUAAUGCAACCAACCAGGUAGCUCAGCGACAAGCCCGACAAGAUAUGGUCCAAAACCAACAAUUCAAUGGCGAGGGAGACGGGGCCUCUCAGCCACAAGACGCACAACAAAUUGCACCGCAGAACCAGCAGAUGCAAAGCAAAGGCAAAGGCGCACCGUCCAUAAGGCUAGAUAUGGAUCUUGAUGUCGAUAUCGAGUUAAAAGCAAAGAUAAAGGGCGAUAUAGAGUUAUCUAUAUUGGGGUGGUGA
Colletotrichum truncatum is the source of this 390-nucleotide messenger RNA. RefSeq lists its product as uncharacterized. NCBI's taxonomy places the organism in Eukaryota, Fungi, Ascomycota, Sordariomycetes, Glomerellales, Glomerellaceae. The record is from RefSeq and is a predicted model, not a curated record.